AUGUCGUUCAUCUCUUCUGUUAGCCACCCUGUGGCAUUUCGCAGCUUUACAUCCGGUGCAGGUUCGAUAUCACGAUACUAUAGCAAAUCUCGACGAGCACUGGCACCGUUCGCUAGUCAGCGGAGCCGACCGUUCUCACGAAGUCGCUUUGUACAUGCAGCCGCGAAUACCUCUGGUGGUCCGUCGUCUAAACAGGCUGGCAAAGAUGCCGGCUCCGACACCCCUUCCAUCAAGGAGAAACUACCGGAUCCCGAGCGGACGCCCUUCCGCUUUCGCGAGUUUGACCUAGAAGGCAAAGUGUUUGUGGUUACGGGCGGGGCGCGGGGACUGGGGUUGGUCUUGUCGGAAGCCCUGAUCGAAGCCGGAGGACAAGGUCAGUAUAUGCUUACCCAUUCAUUUAUGCCGACACUCGCCAUUGACAUUGGUUGGGGGUGGCCUCCUGUAGUAUACUGUCUCGACCGACUACCACAGCCCGACAAGGAAUUCUUUACGGUCCAGGAGCGCCUGGGGCCCAGAUACGGGGGCUCGCUGAAGUACGACAAGGUGGACGUGCGCGAGGCGGGUAACCUGGACCGGGUGAUCGAGGAGAUUGCCACGCACCACGGGCGGCUGGACGGGCUGAUCGCGGCGGCGGGGGUGCAGAACGUGACGCCGGCGCUGGACUACACGCCGGAGCAGAUCGAGGAGAUGAUGAACAUCAACUACAAGGGCGUCUUCUGCUCGGCCGUCAGCUGUGCGCGCCAGAUGAUCAAGCACGACUGCAGCGGGUCGAUCUUGCUCGUGGCGUCCAUGAGCGGCAUGGUCGCCAACAAGGGCUUCACCUCGUCCGUGUACAACUCGUCCAAGGCCGCCGUGUGCCAGCUGGCCCGGUCACUGGCGAUGGAGUGGGGGAAGAUUGUCAACGGGAAGCCCAUCCGCGUCAAUGCUCUGUGUCCCGGCAACAUCAUGACUCCGAUGGUGCGGAAGAACUUCGAGGACGAUCCCAAGUUGAAGGCGCUGUGGGAGAAGGAGAACAUGCUGGGACGCAUAUCGACCCCCGCCGAAUACAGGGGAGCUGCAUUGUUUUGUCUGAGCGACGCGAGUUCAUUCAUGACCGGUUCAAAUCUCGUUAUUGAUGGAGGGUACACCGCAUGGUAA
Fonsecaea erecta is the source of this 1137-nucleotide messenger RNA. RefSeq lists its product as hypothetical. Gene Ontology annotation, molecular function: oxidoreductase activity, acting on NAD(P)H, oxygen as acceptor. Lineage: Eukaryota; Fungi; Ascomycota; Eurotiomycetes; Chaetothyriales; Herpotrichiellaceae. Gene Ontology annotation, cellular component: intracellular anatomical structure. The record is from RefSeq and is a predicted model, not a curated record. The transcript is spliced from 4 exons. The coding region runs from base 1 to 1137 and encodes 378 amino acids.